Messenger RNA from Striga hermonthica, 262 nucleotides. The record is from the annotation of a GenBank genome assembly. Lineage: Eukaryota; Viridiplantae; Streptophyta; Magnoliopsida; Lamiales; Orobanchaceae.
GAUAAGCCCGAGCUAGUAGAGGUAAUCGACGUUGCAAGCGAGAUCAUGGUCGAAGAGAUGUUCGAAGUCGAGAUCUUGGCCGUGGCCGACGAGGGCCAUGACGAGACGCGUAGGAGGAACAAUAUGGAUGAAAAGGACGCGACGUUCCAACUUGAGAUCGAAGAAAGAGUGCCCGAUGUUUGGAUGGUUGAUGAUGAAUCCUUGAGGACAAGGAAAGUCUCGAAGAGGAGGGGAAUGAUACGGAAGUGGGUUCCGGACCCCU